AGCAACUUGAAGGUUGUACAAUGAGAGCUCUGUGUUGCGUUUUGCUACUCGUUUGGUUCUCGAGCCAAAGCGAAGCUAAAGUGUCCUGCAAGGACGAAUCUGGAAACGAUGUAGAUUGGUGGCACCUCUACAAGCUGCCCAAGCAUUACCAACUUAACAAUUUGGGCAAGGACAGCAGUGGCCUGAAGUACCUGUACGUGACCAGCCAGAGCUACGACACCUGGCAGAUGUCGGGGAAGUUCAUCAGUGAUCCUCAAUCCCUGCCAGCCCAAACCCUCAACCCACUGAAUGCUGAUCCCAACCACACUUUGCUGGCCGCCUACAACGAUCAGCUGCCCAAUGGAACCGUCUUCAGCAGCGGAGGACAUGCCAAAGGAGUGGUGGCCAGCGAUGGAGUAACGGCGAUUUGGCUCGUUCACUCGGUGCCCAAAUACCCCACGGUUCCCGACUACACGUAUCCCACUUCCGGCGAGCAGUUUGCCCAGAGUAUGCUCUGUGUUACUCUGAAGGCCGAGGAUCUGGAGAAGGUGGGCCAGAUAUUGGUCUUCAACGAACCGCACUUUUACUACGAAAGGAAUCCGCUGGUUGGUCGGUCGGAUGAACUCUUCCCCAGUUUGGAAAGGGCUCUGCAUGGUCAAUGGCGUACGGAAUCGCCUUUCCAGAAGGAUGUGGAGAUUCGCAGCUUGGAUGGCAAGAAGUUCCAUCUGUUCGGAAAGAGUGGGCGUGCCAAUGUGGAGCUCUAUGCCGACGUGGUUGCUCCUACUUUGGAUGUCAGUCUGUUUGUGGAGGCUUGGCGUGAUGGCUCCGGCAAUCUGCCGAACAGCUGCGAAAAAUCCGAUAAGGUUCUCAACGUGGAGGGAAUUUCCAGCCCGGAACUCUCGGUGGACUUUAGGACCACACAGGAUCACUCGAAGUGGGCGGUUUCCCGCCCGACGGGCGUUUUAAUCUAUCAUUGGCGCGUCGGCGGUGGCGAUUGGAUUUGUGUGGGUGACAUCAACAGGCAGCAGGGGCAGUUGCAACGAGGCGGAGGAACUGUGUGCCACAAGAGCUCGAGGGUCUCCAAUUUGUAUCGCCAGCUGGUCGCCAAUUACGACAAGUGUGCCGAUGAGUAAAAACUCCUUAUUUCACCCAAUGUUUAUUAAAACACCAUACACAUAAAUAAAGGGAAUACCUACGUUCAGCAAUAAA
Molecule: messenger RNA, 1188 nt
Organism: Drosophila ficusphila
Lineage: Eukaryota; Metazoa; Arthropoda; Insecta; Diptera; Drosophilidae
Gene: DNaseII
Product: plancitoxin-1
Exons: 2
Coding region: 21-1112 (363 amino acids)
Biological process (GO): apoptotic DNA fragmentation
Molecular function (GO): deoxyribonuclease II activity
Source: RefSeq, a predicted model, not a curated record